Toxorhynchites rutilus septentrionalis is the source of this 3318-nucleotide messenger RNA. Its product is annotated as DNA repair protein complementing XP-C cells homolog. Lineage: Eukaryota; Metazoa; Arthropoda; Insecta; Diptera; Culicidae. The record is from RefSeq and is a predicted model, not a curated record. The coding region runs from base 139 to 3228 and encodes 1029 amino acids. Gene Ontology annotation, biological process: nucleotide-excision repair; mismatch repair. Gene Ontology annotation, cellular component: nucleus; cytoplasm; nucleotide-excision repair factor 2 complex. Gene Ontology annotation, molecular function: damaged DNA binding; single-stranded DNA binding. The transcript is spliced from 5 exons.
CUUCCAAAUGAACGCAAUGUAUACAAACAAAGCACUUAUCAUUCUUGUUUUUUGGUACCCGAAGUAAAUGUAUUGAUCAUUCUCAUUCUGUAACAAACAAAAAAUAUUCAAUGUAUUAACCGUGUAGAUGCAGAACAAAUGAGUGAAAUCACCAUGAGUGACGACGAAGAGCAGGAAACGGACUUUCAAGCCAGUGAAGAUGAAUGGCUUCCGGAAAAGUCCGAUGGACGACGACUGCAAGUGGAUCGCUCCGGAACGGAGUCGGACGAGAUUUCGGGUGAAGAAAAUAAGCGACCAGCGUGGAAAAAACGAGAACAUGGCGGCGCCAAGGGAAGAUCUAGCAGGACUACUGCGACAAGAAAAACUCGUGGAUCGAUUAAACCGACUGUAUCAUUCAACGCACAGCGCAAGAAAAUGGUUGUCGAAACAAAUGAUAAUUCGGAAAGCAGCGGUGAUGAGCAUCUGGUGAAUCCUAAUAUGUUAGAUUUAAAUUCGGACUUCUUCAUGGAACCAGCAAAUGAUGCGGCUUCUAAGGCUGUCCCAACAUUUGAUUGCAAUGCUGGGACGCAUCUAUCGGAUUCAUCGGGGGAUGAACAUGAGGGCAAACAAACUGCUACUGAGAAGGACAAGAUUGAUGCACGAGAAUCGAAAAGAAAACUAAUCGCCAAAAUCAACCAAAAAUCACAAGGUCUAGUAAAUUUCGAAAGUCUCAAUGAAUUCAAUCGUAAGAUAGAACAAGCAAAACAACAAUUACUGAUAUCUAAAACUAAAAAGUCGGAUGGAAGCGGCUCGUCGAGCAUCAGCAAUAUUCUCGCGAUGGGUGAGCAUAAAGGAAGUGACACACAAUCAACAAAAACAGGUGAAAAGAAAAAGGAUGAGUCGGACUCUGAUUGGGAGGAUGUUGAAGAGAAAGAGGAAAACGGUUCUCAUAAAGACGUCGAAAUCACACUGGAUAUGAGACCUGUCGUGAGCCAGAAAAAGAAACGCGAUGGAAUCGAUGUAGAAGCAUGCAUCAGAAGAAUUGAAAACCGAAGAAAGCGUGAGAAUCAAAUAGUUCUCCACAAGGUAAACAUUCUUAUGGCUAUCAGCCACGGCAACUAUGUUAAUAAUACGCUCAACAGUACAAAAUUACUCUCCUUGGCAUUAACUUUGGUCCCAUCCAAGAAGUGUUAUCCAAAGAAUCGAACCAAUCUGGAAUACUUCGAGCAAGUUACCAAAUUCUAUCGUGAAAUAAUUGACCUCAAAGAUAAGCGAAUGUUCAAUCGGUUCAAAAAGCUUUCAUCGCUGGAAACAUCGCUUCGGCUGGAAAUGCUCACUAAAGCUACCACCUGCAAACGAGAUCACAUCCUCAUUUUCAUAAUCCUUCUACGAGCGAUUGGGAUCCAGUGCCGUCUGGUGAUGUCGUUGGUCGUGGCUCCCAAAAAAUUGCCCCAAAGUGAGUUAAAUCCAUCCCAAAUGGAAUCGACUAGAAAGGUAGAUGCUAAGGGAUCAGAAACUUCUAAAAGUUCUACAAAUCAGUCAAGGCAGGCCAUUGUGAUCCCCCAAUUAGACGGCAAUGAUGAUUCUUGUGGCGAACCAUUCAAGAAAAGAAUAUUGGACAACACAAAAAAGCAAUCGAGCAAGAAGAAUAAUUUAGAUGCGAAACCUGAAUCGAACACGAAAUCGGCGCUAUCACCUAAAACAGCACCAAAAUUGCUGGAAAUAUGCAAGUUCUCACCUAGGAAGACGCGUAAACAGCGUCAAGCACAAGCGGAACCUUCCUCCUCCACUGGAGCAACAGAUUCAAAAAAGCAAAAAAUUAGCAAUAAUACUGAUGCACCCUCGUCGUCAUCAUCGAUUAGUAUUGUUUAUACGAAAAAAGAACCUUCAGACCCUGCUAGAGAUAAGAAUAAACGAAAGCAAUCUUCCAAAUGCGCUAACACAGAUACCGUGCCAGCUUUGAGCCUUCAACCAACCCAACUCCCUAAGAAGUCCGACGCGGGUGACAAGCAAUCACGAAAAUCAACUGUCGAAACAAGCAACCCCACAAGGGCAAUAAAGACUGAGAAGUCCGGCAAAAGUAAGACCCCUCCCGAGACCAAACCCCCUAAAAUACUCAAAAUCGAAUACAUUGAUAAGAAAUUAAAGCGGCGUCUGGAUCGACGGGUUCUUUCCACCGACGACGAAUGCAUGGCCCAGUCUGGGGAUAAGCCGAAGUUGAAAUCCGGUGUUAACUUGUGGGUCGAAGUGUACGCCGAGGAAGAAGAACAGUGGAUCCCAGUCGACGUGAUUGGUGCAAAGGUACACUGUGCUGAACAGAUCGCUAGACAGGCGUCCUCUCCACUGGUCUAUAUUCUCGCCUGGAAUAACGAUGGGACCAUUAAAGACGUAACGGCGCGGUAUUGCAAAAAUUAUGCCACCAGCACGAAAAAGUUACGCAUAGAGCAGGAAUGGUUGGACGAGACAUUGCGAAAGUACAAGGGCAAACAGAGUGCUCGCGAUAUCGAGGAAGAUCGCAGCUUGAAUCAAACUCAAUUGGAGCAACCUCUACCUACGGCCAUCGGCGAGUACAAGAAUCACCCACUGUAUGCACUGAAGCGUCAUUUGCUCAAAUUCGAAGGUAUUUACCCACCGGACGCCCCCACCCUUGGUUUCAUAAAGGACGAACCAGUGUAUGCCAGAGAGUGCGUCCAUACGUUACAUUCGCGGGAAAUUUGGUUGAAGCAGGCCCGUACGGUGAAAAUGUUCGAAAGCCCAUAUAAAGUUGUUAACGCAAGGCCAAAGUUCGACCGGGCUUCCGGCCAAAUGCAAGCAGCCCAGCCUUUGGAUUUAUUCGGUUACUGGCAAACUCAGGACUACGAACCACCAACGGCCGAGAACGGAAUCGUGCCCCGCAACGCAUAUGGCAACGUGGAGUUAUUCAAACCGUGCAUGCUCCCAAAGAAAACCGUUCAUUUGCAGCUUCCAGGGCUGAAUCGCAUAUGUAAGAAGCUGGGCAUCGAUUGUGCCCAGGCGGUGACCGGAUUUGACUUUCACGGGGGGAGCAGUCACCCGGUUUAUGAUGGCAGCGUCGUUUGUGAAGAAUACAAGGACAUCGUGGUGGACGCAUGGUACCAGGAACAAGAGGAAGGAGACAAACGAGAGCAGGAAAAGUACGAGAAAAGGGUGUAUGGAAACUGGAAAAAACUCAUAAAGGGUUUACUGAUAAGGAAGAAGCUACAAAACAAGUACAAUUUCGAUAACUUGUAAGGAGUGUGAAAUAAUCACUGAUUAAAUAUUAAUUAUCACCUACCGAUUAGAGUUCAAUGGUUUUUAUUUCAAUAUUUAAAUAAACAGUAC